ACAUGGACACUAUUGAAGUCAGCAACCUUAACAGACAAUUUCUAUUCCGAAAAUCACAUGUUGGGCAAUCCAAGGCCAAAGUUGCUCGGGAUGCUGUCUUAAAAUUUAGACCUCACAUAAGCAUAACGCCAUACCAUGCCAAUGUCAAGGAUCCUGACUUUAAUGUGGACUUCUUCAAGCAAUUUAAUGUUGUUCUGAAUGGCCUUGACAACUUAGAUGCAAGACAACAUGUGAAUCGCCUAUGCUUGGCUGCUGAAGUUCCUUUGGUUGAAAGUGGGACUACUGGCUUCCUUGGGCAGGUAACUGUACAUUUGAAGGGAAGAACGGAGUGCUAUGAGUGUCAGCCAAAACCUGCCCCCAAAACUUAUCCUGUUUGCACUAUUACUAGUACACCAUCAAAGGUAUUUCAAAUGCUUAUUGGUUUGUUAUUGUUUCGUUUUUAAUCAACUGCUUUAGUAUGUUUGAGUUGGAAAACAUGAGCCUUUAGUUGGCAGUUGUCUGUCAUG
Molecule: messenger RNA, 506 nt
Organism: Quercus lobata
Lineage: Eukaryota; Viridiplantae; Streptophyta; Magnoliopsida; Fagales; Fagaceae
Product: SUMO-activating enzyme subunit 2-like
Exons: 3
Coding region: 3-443 (146 amino acids)
Biological process (GO): protein sumoylation
Cellular component (GO): cytoplasm; SUMO activating enzyme complex
Molecular function (GO): SUMO activating enzyme activity
Source: RefSeq, a predicted model, not a curated record